CAUAUAAUUUGAUACUUUAACACAUAAACACCAACAAAAAACACCAUGAUUAUAAUCUUGUUUAGUUUUUUAAUAAAAAGGAUUUCGCUGCUGGCAGCAUUUUAAUUUUUUAUCUUCCAUUUUUCAAAACUCUUAAUUUUCGAACCGUUACAAAUCCACUGCCGUAAAAAAAAAUAUAUUUAACAAACACCAGCCACACCCAGCAUACUUUCGUUCUCAGGAGAAUCCUGCAAGAAUUCUUCUAAAUGUUGCAAACGCACCACAAAAAUAUUGUAAUUCUUCAGCAUGAAAGACGCAAGCGAACUACAAAGAUGUAACAAACAAAAAUUGAGAAUGCGAUCUAUUAAUUAAGCAGCAGUGAGGUGAAGAGAAGCCCAGAUGAAAACACGAUAAGCAUUAAUUAACUAAGUCGUAAUAAAAGUUCAUUGUAGAUUUGAGCAUAUAUAGGAAAGGUCCCAGGUCCUAAAAAACAAACAAAAAACACCCAGCACAUAAGUUUAUACAUACAUACAAAAAUAAAAUAUAAAUAAAAAAGCAUAUUAACUGAAAAAUAACGAUACUUUUAUAAUAAAUCGAAAAAGGACGUACAUAAUACACGAGGAAAUACCAUUCACACAUUUCAUGUUAAGAUAUAAUAAAGUGAAUAAAUAAAAUAAAAUAUUUAAACCCAAAUGAGCGUAACUUUAAAGGUCUACAGACUUUAUUAAAUUGUUUAAUUUUUUUUACCAUUUCUAUAUGUUAUCACUUAAUUUGGAAUAUCACUCAUUUAUGUUUAAAUUUAACGCUUAAAUCAUGAUUCUGACCUAACAAUACUUGGUCAUAUUGACCAAAAGUCUCGCCGAAACGGUGUGACCGCAUACAUUUAUUUAAUUUUUCUGCAAAAAUCGAACUUUCGAUACCCGGAUAUCGAGUAAUCGAGUACUACAUUUAUUUACAUGCAGAUUUAGUUUUUAUAUUUAAGAAAUAUAAUGGAAAGCUCGGCUAUUAUGGGCGUUGACAAAACGCAGGUACCACCGCUCAACCAGAAGCGCAUCCUGGCAUUUGUGAAUCAUUUCCUGGUCAACACCUGCAACUUCCUCAAUGAAUUUGCCCUGGGCUGCGAAACCAAGUUCGUGGAAAUGGAGAGGCAGCUACAAAAAACGGAGGCAUCCCUAAUAAUCCUCGAGGCGAAGCUCGCCUCCAUACCCACCGACCAUGUACCGAACGAAGGCGCGAGCGUGCCAGCGCAAUCUGAGAAGCCCACCGAAGUCCCAAUGCCGGAUUCGGAAAUCGCACCAGUGUCAGAGGAACCAGUAGAUGAAACUCCAGCGGAGCCAGCCGGUGUGCGUGCCUGCGAGGACGUGCGCUACAAGAAGUUCUUCAAGAUGCUGCAUGUGGGCGUUCCUGCGCCGGCAGUCAAGCAGAAGAUGCAAUCCGAGGGCCUGGAGCCGCGCAUAUUAGACACACCGGAGAUGAUCCUGGCAGACGGUGUCCGUGAGUAACCAACUGGGAGGAAGAGCACACACCCACCUUGUGAUAUAGCAAUUGUUGCUACCGUUUUCAAAUAAACAUUUUUAAAGCUUA
Molecule: messenger RNA, 1563 nt
Organism: Drosophila kikkawai
Lineage: Eukaryota; Metazoa; Arthropoda; Insecta; Diptera; Drosophilidae
Gene: CCDC53
Product: Coiled-coil domain containing 53
Biological process (GO): actin filament polymerization; exocytosis
Cellular component (GO): WASH complex
Source: RefSeq, a predicted model, not a curated record